UGGGCUUCAGACAGUUUUGACCUCUGAGGUGCAUGACUUAGGCUACAACAUGGAGCAGAACAUUCGCCAUGUGGAACUUCUGGGCUUCGAGAAAAGAUUUUUCCCCAGUCAACACUAUGUAUACAUGCUGUUAGUGAAGUGGAGUGACCAGUCUGAAAAACUAAUCUACAGACGGUAUCCAGAGAUACAUGCCUUUCAUAAAUGCCUUAAAGAGAUGUUUCCAAUCGAAGCAGGGGAGAUUGAUGCAAAGGAUCGUACAAUACCCACAUUACCAGCCCCAAAGUGGUUGGACAGCCUCAAGAACACAGAGACGAGGCAGAGCACCUUGGCUGAGUACUGCACUGCCCUCAUCAACCUCCCAGCCAAAAUCUCACAGUGUCAGCUGGUGCGAUCUUUCUUCAAAGUCAGGCCAGAGGAUGAGACUCCUCCUGUAUCACACCCGGUGAAAAGAAACGAAACCUAUGUGAUGCCAAAGGGUCGUCCAAGAAGUAACACCUCUGAGAUUACUGGGCCAAUAAUGCUAGAGAGCUACCGUGCGAUUGCUGACUUCAAGAAAAGCUCCCAAUAUGAACUCAACCUGAGGGCUGGAGACCUGGUGGACAUAGUGGAGAAAUGUCCAAAUGGCUGGUGGUUCUGCAACUGUGAGGCCCAGCGUGGCUGGGUGCCGGCCUCCUACCUGGAGCCCCUAGAUGGGCCUGAGGAAGCGGAGGAGCCGGACCCAGACUAUGCAGGGGAGCUCUACAUAACCACGAAAGCUUAUAAGGGAGCAGAGGAGGACGAGCUCACCCUCGAGUCCGGAGAGAUCAUUGAGGUGAUCCACAAACUUCUGGAUGGGUGGUGGGUGAUCAGGAAAGGUUUGGAGACAGGAUAUUACCCAUCCAUGUUCUUGCAUAAGACGGAGGAGGGGAAAGAAACAGAAUCUGAGAAGUGUUUAGUUCAGCGGAAGACACCACCACCCCGGAGAUCGACCAUUCGCAACAUCAACAGCAUCCAUGCACAAGGACGGCAGAAAAUCAGCCAGGACAGCUACCGCAGGAACAGCCGGCGUUACUUACAGCAGCGAGGGAGUAACUCCCCCAGGAUCGGCUGGAAGAAGGCACCUGCCAAGUCCCCACUAGUGGAGAGGAAGGCACACAAAGAUAAUGCCCCUAAGAGGACACCAUCGGAUGAGCAGAAGAAGACUCCUGCCAUACCUCCACGCCCCAGUGCUGAACUCAUCAUGGAGCGCUGCACAGAGAACACCCGCAAGAAGAUGAGCAUCCGCACAGCCAGCUGAGCUGAGGCAGAAAACAUUUUUGCAACAUAGCUGUUCUUCCUGUGUCUAUUUCCUAAAAGACAGCUGUGUAUUGAUGUUGUGAAUUUACAGGUGUAGUGCUGGUGUUCCUUACAAGUUAGUUGCUGCAUGUGUUCUGUAUGUAGGCCUAUUGCGUACUAAAAUCUUGUUAUUUGGUGUUUUUAAGUGUAUUGUGUUGGUUAGGCAAAUGUACUUUGAUAAGCUAUUUACAAACUCUUGUUCACCUCCAAUAAAGUUUUACAUUUCU
Molecule: messenger RNA, 1541 nt
Organism: Engraulis encrasicolus (European anchovy)
Lineage: Eukaryota; Metazoa; Chordata; Actinopteri; Clupeiformes; Engraulidae
Gene: ncf1
Product: neutrophil cytosolic factor 1
Exons: 11
Coding region: 50-1276 (408 amino acids)
Biological process (GO): respiratory burst; superoxide anion generation
Cellular component (GO): NADPH oxidase complex; cytoplasm
Molecular function (GO): protein binding; superoxide-generating NADPH oxidase activator activity; phosphatidylinositol binding
Source: RefSeq, a predicted model, not a curated record